AUGUCCUUUGACCACAUCUUCACAGUCCCUGCUCCGGCCUCGGAAACUUACACCUGGGGUCCCCCUGCCGAAAUUCCCACUGCUAUCCGCUUCAAUGAUGUCCCCUAUGCUCCCUACUCCAAGAGCGACAAGCUAGGCAAGCUCUCUGACUGGGCUGAGUCCGCAAAGGACAGCAAGGACAAUAAGCGCAAUGCUCGUGGCCACAAGGAUCCAUACCACGCUUACGGUGCCUCUGCUGCUGCCUCCUUCUUUAACACCGAGGAUGCUGCCGACAACUCCUCCUUCUCUAUCGUCGACUCCAGCAAGACCCCCAAAACUCGCCAAACUGCUAUCCUCAAGGCAAACUCAAAGGGUGGUUCUCGUGGUUCUUCCGGCCCCAACUCUUCUUCUGCCGGUGGCUCCUCUGGUGGUGCUUCUGCCUCUAGAUCUAAUGGUCCUGGCAGAAACGGUCCUGCUGGCUCCAGAAACCUCGCUGGCGGCCCUGCCUCCGGCCCCAACUCUCGCAGACGCUACGGCUGGAAGGAAGAGCGACCCCAACGCAACCGCGAUGCUUCCGUCAAGGUCGCCGAGGGCUGGGAACUCAUCCAAUCCAACGGCUUCAACGAGCUUCAGAAACUCUCCUUCGACGUCAAGUCUGGUACCGACGUUGGCAGCUACGGUUACGUCUACCCUUACAACCGUGCUCUUGACAAGCCCAACCACCAACAAAAGCUCAAGCUCCCCGACAGAGCCAUCUUCAAUACUACCACCUCUUACGAUCCCGUCAUCCAGAAGCUCGCCGCUGCCAAUACUGCAACCAUCUUUGCCACAGACUCUAUCCUUUCUCUCCUCAUGUGCACAACAAAGUCUGUCUAUCCUUGGGAUGUUAUCAUCAACAAGGCUGACGGCAAGAUCUUCUUUGACAAGCGUGACGAUGGCCCUCUCGACUACGUCACUGUCGACGAAAAUACUUACGAGCCCCCCUCGGAUACUUCUGACAAGAGCAACAUCAACUCGGCAACCAACCUGGCCAACGAAGCCACCUACAUUAACCAGAACUUUGCCGCAAACGCCAUUGUCGAAAGCAGCGCCCAAAAGAUCUCUCUCGAGCACCCCCACCCCUUCUUCAACCCAGACGAUGCCGAAGCUCUUCCCCCACUCCCCUCCGGUUACCGUUACCGCAAGUUCAACUUGGCCGAGAACCCAGAGGAUGAACCCAUCAACCUGGUUGUGCGAACCGAGGUCGACGCCCUUGUUCCUGGCAAAACCGACCAGUACGUCACUGUCAAGGCCCUCAACGAGUACGGCCCCAAUGGCAUUCUUUCGUGGAAGAACAAGUUUUCCAACCAACGUGGUUCCAUUGUUGCUGCUGAGAUGAAGAAGAACCUCAACAAGCUCUCCCGCUGGACCAUCGAGGCCAUCCUUGCCGGCUCAAGCAGCAUGAAGAUUGGUUUUGUAUCUCGUAACUCCCCCAAGGACAAUGCUCACCACAUUAUUGUCGGUGUUGUUGGUCAGGUUCCCGAGCAGUUUGCCAACCAACUUAACAUCAAGCUGUCUAACGGCUGGGGUAUCAUCAAGUCUAUUGUCAACAUUAUUGCUGCUCUUGACGACGGCAAGUAUGUUCUGAUGAAGGACCCUAAUGCCAGUGCUAUCAAGAUUUACAGAGUCCCCGCCAAUGCCUUUGAUGAGGACGAGGAAGAAGAAGAGUAA
Molecule: messenger RNA, 1689 nt
Organism: Magnusiomyces paraingens
Lineage: Eukaryota; Fungi; Ascomycota; Dipodascomycetes; Dipodascales; Dipodascaceae
Exons: 1
Coding region: 1-1689 (562 amino acids)
Biological process (GO): translational initiation
Cellular component (GO): eukaryotic translation initiation factor 3 complex; cytoplasm
Molecular function (GO): translation initiation factor activity
Source: RefSeq, a predicted model, not a curated record